Molecule: messenger RNA, 294 nt
Organism: Sphenostylis stenocarpa
Lineage: Eukaryota; Viridiplantae; Streptophyta; Magnoliopsida; Fabales; Fabaceae
Source: the annotation of a GenBank genome assembly
AAGCUACCAACAGAAUCGGAAGCUAUAGAUCGGUCAAAAACGCAAUUUCAAAGCUUGGAAGAACCGUCUGAAGACGAUGACGGGGAAGAAGAGGAGGAAGAAAACGCACCACAGGAGGAAGAUGACAAUGACAUGGAAGAAGAGGAGGAGUACACUUUUAGGUUCGAAAACGGGAUGAAUCCUUUGGACUUUGUCGAUAACGUUGACGAUUCUGGCCUUCAACCCUACCAGCGAUUCGAGCGUCUUGAACAGGAAGCUCUCGCCGAUGAAAAGCCGAAAGCAACUAAACGAUGA